AUGUCAACAGAGCUCACAAUUUUGACGGAGAAGGAAGCUACACAAUGCACCCCUCUUGAUAUGGGCUUUUACGGUCAUUUGCUCAAGUUAUUUGUUACACAUUGUCCGGACACAUUGAGUGGUCUCACGCGACUGAAACUGGAGAAUUUGAGGCUACUGGAGUCAGACUUCCAUGAACUUUUCGAAUUAUUUAAGCAACUGGAGUUCCUACUCUUGGACAACUGUGGCAUGAAGUUUCCGUCCUUGCUAGAAGUGGAACACCCACGACUCCGUGAACUUGCGAUUCUCAGGAGUAGUUUUGAGACGGUGGAUCUGAAGUGGCUUCCUGAGCUCAGAACGCUGACCUUUUCUUGUUGGCUACCUCAACAUGAUGAUCCUUUAUCUUUUGGUCAUGUCCCGCUGCUCCACACGGUCAGCAUUAGUAAUAAGGCUGGCUUGUCGCACAAGAUGCUCAAGUUAAGUGAAUUUCUUCGCAAAACAACCUUGAGCAACCUGCACGUGAACUUCCAAAGUGAAAAGAUUUGGGUUAAACCUGAAGGUCUAAGAGAAUUUGUUGUAUUAGGAUUAGCGUGCGAGGUGGAGCACGUGGAGGAGAAAGAAAAUGAUGUUGCUGAAAAUGAUAACACUCAAUUGUCGCAGGUGUUCAAGAAGCUAAGGUUUGUGAAUUUGUCUGGCAUUUCAGAAGAAUGUGACUUGACUUGGACAAUGUUCGUUCUGCAUGGUGCACCUUUCCUCGAGGAGCUAUGCAUCAGGGUUUGCGACUGUUUGGGGAUAUGGGAGAAAAAAACGCUCACAUGUAGCAAGGAGAGGAAGGACGCAGAUGCAAAAUGGGAAACGUCUGCAUCUGAUUUCAAGCACCACAACCUUUCAGUGCUCAGGAUCAUUGGGUUUCAGUCAGAAGAUAAGUUUGUGAAUUAUGUCACAGCUGUCAUGGAAUCAGCAGUCAAUCUGAAGGAAAUAUACCUGCAUGAGAAGCCAGUGUGCGAGAAGUGUAUGUAUGAUCACCGGCCAAAGAAUAGGUACCCGCGGACAAAGAGCCAGAGGACCUUGGUUAUUAACAGUUUUGGCAUGGAUAUGCGCCCGCUUUUAACUCUUCACUUCCCGAGUUUAAGAGAACAGUGUAAUGGUUCUGCUGGGUGACAAGAAAACAUAUGUUAUGGUCUUGAUGAGCACUUAUUUGUGUAGUUCUUAUUUUACACUUCGUUUACAUUUGCA
Messenger RNA from Lolium perenne, 1215 nucleotides. NCBI's taxonomy places the organism in Eukaryota, Viridiplantae, Streptophyta, Magnoliopsida, Poales, Poaceae. The record is from RefSeq and is a predicted model, not a curated record.